Molecule: messenger RNA, 1842 nt
Organism: Trichoderma asperellum CBS 433.97
Lineage: Eukaryota; Fungi; Ascomycota; Sordariomycetes; Hypocreales; Hypocreaceae
Molecular function (GO): oxidoreductase activity
Source: RefSeq, a predicted model, not a curated record
AUGCCGUCCCUCAUAUCCGGCGGCUGGCACGAGGGCGAGCGGGCCAUGCACCGCGAGGCCCGCAACCCUCACUUUGAAAACCCGACUUCACGCGGAUUCCCUACGCCGUAUGCCGUACGGGUGAUGCACUCGCAGCUUCUUGCGCUCGGAACGCUGGACAGUGAAGGGAGGCCAUGGACGACGAUCUGGGGUGGUGAGAGGGGCUUUGCGAGACCCGUGGCCGAAGGCGUUUUGGGCAUCAGAAGUGCUGUGGACAAGGAGUAUGAUCCUGUAUAUGAUGUUUUCUGGAAGUCGUCCGACAGCAAAGUGAGCAGCGAACCUGGUGAAGAAGGCAUUAUAAGGCCUGAGGGAGGCAAGAUGAUGUCCGCCCUAUCCAUCGAUCUCGAAACCCGUGACCGUGUGAAACUCGCUGGUCGUCUCAUUGCCGGAGGAGACAUGCCAGGUCCCGACGGUGAAGUCCAGUUGGCGAUGCAUGUGCAGGAGAGUCUGGGCAAUUGUCCCAAGUAUAUCAACAAAAAGGCACUGGAACCGACUGUGCCUCGGGCUGAAUUGGUGCCUGGAGGUCCAGAUGGGACUCUCCCGCCAGAAGCAAUUGCUUUGAUUGAGAAAGCAGACAUGUUCUUCUUGUCGAGUACAGAUGGAGACAGUAUGGAUACCAAUCACAGAGGAGGACCGAAAGGUUUCAUUCGAGUAUUGCAGAAUGAUGAAGGGGGCGUAGAGUUGGUAUAUCCAGAAUAUUCUGGAAACAGACUAUACCAAUCCCUAGGAAACCUCAAAGUCAACCCCCUCAUCGGCAUCGUCAUCCCCGACUACGACACCUCCAACGCCCUCUACCUCACCGGCCACACGACCAUCCUUCUCGGCAAAGACGCCGCCGCCCUCCUCCCACGCUCCAACAUGGCCGUCAGAAUCACCGUCUCAGCCUCCCACCUCGUCAAAGCGAGCCUCCCUUUCCGCGGCACUCCCAACGAGCCCUCCCCUUACAACCCCCCCGUCAGGUAUCUCCUCUCCGAACGAGCACCCGCCUUGGCAUCCACAGACCGUCCAGACAUCAACGCCACCCUCGUGUCGAGAGAGAUUCUCACGCCAACAAUCGCCGUCUUCACGUUCAAGCUCGAAACGACAAGCCCCCGCAACUUGCCCCAAUGGCAACCAGGCCACCACGUCACCAUGGGCUUCGAAACCGAGCUCAGCACCGGCUACGCCCACAUGAACGACCGCGACCCCCAAUCCCUCAACGACGACUACGUCCGCACCUUUACCGUCUCCAGUCCUCCUGGUUCCCUCUCCAGCAAGGACCUCUUCCAAAUCACAGCCCGCCUCCACGGCCCUGUUACGAAAUUCCUCUGGCGCCACAACCCCGUGUCUCCAUUAGACAUCUCCGUCAUGGGCUUCGAAGGUAAAGAUGCCUUCAAGCUGCCCACUUCCGCAUCCACAGCAGGAAAGCAACCCGUCUUCGUCGCUGGUGGCGUCGGCAUCACGCCCCUCCUCGCGCAGGCCAAAGCCGUGCUCGACGCCUCCGUCCCGCUCACGCUGUUGUGGACACUGCGUGGCGUGGAUCUUCCCCUGGCGAUUCACACAUUCGACAAGAUCCCCGGAUUGGCGGAGAGGAGCACCAUAUUCGCAACGGGAUCCCUUGCUUCAGAUGAAACCAAGAAGCUGCUUGAGAAGAUCAGCGAGCGCGGGGCAACGGUACAGGAGCGACGGAUCAACACCCAGGAUCUUGAAGACAUGAAGGGAGGUGAAAAGAAAUUCUAUCUAUGCACGGGAGCAUCACUUUUAACUUCAUUGAGAGGUUGGCUGGAGAGCGAAGACGUGGUUUGGGAGGAUUUUGGAUACUAA